AUGUCGAAACUGGCGAAGGCCGAUGACACUGGCCAUUUGAUGGAACAAUAUGCGGGUAUCUACACGUUGUUGGCCGAGAAGAAUGAAGAUGUGGCAGAUUCCAACGGUCAAGACCACCGCACAGGUAGCUUUACUGCUUCUAACCAAGCAGGAGCCCAAGACGCAAAAAAUGAAUUGAAUAUUACAGCCUUUCAAAACCCUCUUCCAGUCAGUCAAGAUUCAUCCACAGUGACCGCUGUCUCUCUCCAAGAACCUCCCGCCUCAUCCACGACUCGUGCUUUCAACCAUGCAGCUCCCUCCGAUUCAUCCCAAGUCGAACCUGGUCCAUGCUCCAGUACACCUAGAAUAAAUGAUAUGACGCAUCCUGCGCCUUUACGAGAGGACCAGAACCCUGUGAAUAAUGAUCAAAUCAUGCGCCAUGAUUCUGAAAACGGGAUCAACUAUCAAACGCUUCUCGAUAACCUGUCCCAACCAGCUUCCACUAUUCCGCCCAUCAACGAUGCCACUAUCACUGUGCCAAAUUCCGCUGCAGAUUCAAAUACGCGCUUACUAGAUACGGAGCCAUCAUCAUUUGCUCCGUCUAAUCUCCCCGCACGCCCGCCUCCUCAAGACAACCGUGCAAUUAACCCCACUUACUCGCCGGCCGAUGGUAUCCGUUCAUUUCACAAUUCACAUACCCAAAACACAGCCGAUUCUUCCCAUUCUUCUCAGAGUAACACUCAUGGAUCAGCAUCGUUGAAUGCAUCUGACACUUCUGCCCCAUCAUCUACUUACACCGGACUGCCGUCAGUUCUCGCAUCGCUUCAUCAGCCCAAUUCUCCUAAUUUCCAAUAUAACACAAAAACGGGUGCAGAGGCACAUAAUAGUCGUUCGGAUGAAGCUCCCGGGUCACGCGAGCCAAAGCCGCAUGAUGAUAGGAACAAUGAAGCCCCAUGGGGACCCGAAAUCCAGCGGAAAUAUGAUGAGUUUCUUCACAACGAGCGAAUAUAUGUUACAGAAGGCGUAUGGGAUCGCUUUGCGCCUGGCUCCAGAUUGUUUGUUGGUAAUCUUCCCAGUGAAAGAGUGACCAAACGCGAUUUGUUUCAUCUUUUCCACAAAUAUGGAAAACUCGCCCAGAUUUCAAUAAAGCCAGCGUAUGGUUUUGUCCAAUUCAUGGACGCAACCUCUUGCCGUAAUGCGCUUGAAGCAGAACAAAACGGCACUAUCAGGGGCCGAAAGAUCCAUCUCGAAAUAUCCAAACCGCAACGUAGUGGACGGAAUGCCAAUGAGCCGUCAAAACAAGGUAGAUCGAAGAGAUCAAGAUCGCCAGAUAUCGGCAAAUCCCGAGAAGUAGGGCGCGGUGCGCGGUCGGGCAGCGAAAGACACGAUCGUAAUCUUAACGGCAAGAGGUCGCCCAUUGUCGACAGAAGAGACCACCCUGACCGUCACCGUGAUACUUAUAGACCUCCGGUGCGGGGUGGUCGAGAUGACUAUCGAUCUCGGGAUCAGAGUCCUGAGCGGUACGAUGUUCGUAGUAGACGGCGUUCGAGAUCACCAUACGGCCCGAAUGACCGCCAUCGCAAUACCCCACCGAUGGGUCACGGCUAUGACAGCGACUCUGAGCUACCAAUCCCUAGAAGGGCACCUCGCCACGUUCCCGACGUCCAAAUCCUCGUUUUGGAAGACUUAGAUAAUGCAUUUGUUCAUCACAUUGAGACGGCCUUUAAGGAUCGUGGUUUGCAGACAGAUGUCCUAAUUUUAAGCCCUCGCAUAGGGCUUCAAGCAGUAAUCCGACGUCAGAUAUUGGAAGGAGUACUGGCUGUAGUGAAGCUCUCAAAAUCCAACCAGUACUCGUGCAAAAUUCCUUUACAGGUCUUCGAUCGUGGACGUGGUGCGGAUAAUGUUCGCUUCAAUGGUAGGGCCCAACUCAACAAUCCACAACCUCCAAAGCUAACCUCAGUAGAAUACUCGGGGCUUGAGCCAAAAGUCGCUGUUGAAGUAGUGCUUCACGCACGCAAUGUACCGAUCAGUGCCUCGAGUCAAACACUACCAACGUCCGGUUUAGGAGUUCAGGUCCCCGUCCCACCCCAAAAUCUGCUGGGGCCUCAACCCAACGUUGCAAAUCUGAUUUCAAAUCUCGAUGCUCCGGCUCUUCAAUCUCUCCUUGGCGCACUGCAACAGAAUACUGCCGGUAUAGCUCAGCCACAAUAUCGUCCCUCCGGUCAGCCACCAGGUAACCUGGCUAACCUGAGUCAUAUCACGCAUCAUAAUAACCCCGGCCCGUCUAUGCUCCCUCCAAGCCAGUACCCGGCUCAUGCCCAACCCUUUGGCCAGCCCGCGGCCAAUACGCCUCUUGAAGCUGAAACUAACCUUGCUGCACUCCUGGCAAAAGGCCAGGUACCGCCAACCGACCCAUCACAGGCGCGGUUUCUCAUGGAGCAGUUAGCGAAAUGGAAACAAUGA
This is a messenger RNA of Uncinocarpus reesii 1704, 2442 nucleotides long. RefSeq lists its product as uncharacterized. The transcript has 4 exons. The record is from RefSeq and is a predicted model, not a curated record. NCBI's taxonomy places the organism in Eukaryota, Fungi, Ascomycota, Eurotiomycetes, Onygenales, Onygenaceae. The coding region runs from base 1 to 2442 and encodes 813 amino acids. Gene Ontology annotation, molecular function: RNA binding.